Molecule: messenger RNA, 1308 nt
Organism: Oppiella nova
Lineage: Eukaryota; Metazoa; Arthropoda; Arachnida; Sarcoptiformes; Oppiidae
Source: the annotation of a GenBank genome assembly
GUUACAGGGUUGCCCAAAAGUAGUGAGUUUACUGGUAAACGGUGGAUAGUACUAUGUUCCUCGUAUGGUGGUUGGGAUAAUUAUUUGUUCCAGGCAAAUGUAUACCACGCGUACCACAUGUUCAUAAACCAUGGCAUACCUGCGGAGAACAUAAUUAUUAUGCACACUGAUGACCUAGCUAAUAAUAAGCUAAACCCCACACCAAACAUUGUUAUCAAUAAGAUCAAUGGCCCUGAUGUCUACCACGGUGUACCCAAGCAUUAUAUCAAAAAUGAUGUUACUCCAAAGAACUUUUUAGGACUCCUUAAGGGAGACCCUGAGCUAAAAGCUGCCGGAAAACGAGUGGUAGAAAGUGGACCUGAUGACCAUAUAUUUGUUUAUUUUACUGAUCAUGGUGGUCAAGGUUUUGUACGAUUUGAGACCGAGUUACUUUAUGCUACAGAUUUAGUGAAUGUACUUCAGAAAAUGCACCAGGAUAAGAGAUAUGCAAAAAUGUUGUUUUAUUUAGAGGCUUGUGAAGCAGGAUCUAUGUUUGAUAAAGUAUUACCAAAUAAUAUUGAUGUAUACGCAGUGGCGUCAUCUAAGCCUGAUCAAUUAAGUUGGCAAUGUUGCUACGAUUAUCACCGUAAGGCUAUGGUAGGUGGUCACUUUAGUAAUUACUGGUAUAUGGAUAGUGAGAUCAAAGAUUUUAAUACGGAAACUAUCGAGACACAAUUCAAAUACCUAGCAUCUCAUAAACAUAUCCAGGGUCUAAUUGUAGCAAAUGGUACCCUGGAGGAGGCUCAACAUUACGGAAAUUUAUCGAUAGGUCAAAUGCUACUAGCUGAUUUUUUUGGUCCUAAACAGGUGUCAAAUGCAACUAUUGUACAUAGGUCACAUAAUAAAUGCGAGUACGUGUCCAUGAAUGACGUGGCAAUAAAAUUAGCCAAAAUAAAUGUUAAAACAGCAACGAGUGUUAGCGAGAAAAUACGAUAUACCCAUGAAUUAAAACAAGUUUUAUGGGGCCGACAGUAUGCGGACAAACAUUUGCGUCAAUACCUACAGAGCAUUGAGGGAUUGACCGGAUUGGGAGCUAAUGUUAUAUUGAAUACCAAACUUGAGGUCAAUAAUAGGGACUGUUAUCACAAGUUUGUCCAAGCAUUUAAUGAUAAGUGUUUUAAUUUGGCACAGUCGGAUUUGGAAGAGACAUUCACAGCAUAUGGGCUCAACAAUGGACUUCAUUCGCAGCGCCUGUAUGUCCACUAUAUGCAGUUAUGGACAAAACUAUUGGGCGAAUGGUUCAAUAUUGUGCUGGAUAUUCAAAUAAAA